AUGCUCUCUCUCCGUACUGUCGCGCGCUCUGCGCCCCGGGCUAUCGGCCGCAUGACGGCGGCCUCCUCCGCCAUGGCCGCCCGUCCCAGCGCGCUCCUCUACAAGCAGACUACGUCCUACAUGGCGCGCCCCGUGGCCGCCAACUUCUCCACAUCCAUCGGCCGCUGGGCUCAGAAGAAGGGCGAGACCGACGAGGAGCUCUCUGCCAAGCUGGACUCGGAGAUCCAGGUCGAGGAGGAGAUGAAGGCAAAUGAGCAGGAUCCCGCCAGCGUCAAGGACUUUCUGGCCAACACGGCCUUUGAGCUGGUUGACUCUCCCGGACAGGAAGUUGUCAAGCUCGUCCGCAGCUUUGGCGAUGAGAAAAUCACCGUCAGCUUCUCCAUUGCCGACAUUACUAGCUACGACCCCUACGGCCAGGAUCCCGCCCUCGAGGACGAAGAGGCCUUUGAUGACGAGACGAACAUGCAGAACUCCAACAAGCAGUCGCACGUCCAGUCUACUGGUGGCGCUCGCUCUGCUCCCGCAGAGGAGGAUAUUGAGGGCGAGGAGGACGAGUUCGACGAGCCCCCGACCCCCAUCAGCCUCUCCAUCCUGGUCGAGAAGCCCGGCAAGGCGGGUGGCGCCCUGACCAUUGACGCCUCCGCCGCCAACGGCAACAUCCAGGUCGAGAACCUGCACUACUGGGACGAUGUCUCGGUGGCCAAGGCCGAGGGCCCGGAGGCGACACACAAGCGCGCCGAGCUCUACCCCGGCCCUCCCUUUGGCACCCUCGAUGAUGACCUGCAGGUGCUAAUGGAGCGAUACCUCGAGGAGAGGGGCAUCACCCAGGCGCUGGCCGUCUUUGUGCCCGACUAUGUCGACGUCAAGGAGCAGAAGGAGUACGUCCGGUGGUUGAACAACAUCAAGAACUUUGUCGAUGCGUAA
Messenger RNA from Emericellopsis cladophorae, 924 nucleotides. Its product is annotated as Mitochondrial acidic protein mam33. The record is from RefSeq and is a predicted model, not a curated record. Gene Ontology annotation, cellular component: mitochondrial matrix. The transcript has 2 exons. Lineage: Eukaryota; Fungi; Ascomycota; Sordariomycetes; Hypocreales; Bionectriaceae. The coding region runs from base 1 to 924 and encodes 307 amino acids. Gene Ontology annotation, biological process: cytosolic ribosome assembly.